Molecule: messenger RNA, 1104 nt
Organism: Marmota flaviventris (yellow-bellied marmot)
Lineage: Eukaryota; Metazoa; Chordata; Mammalia; Rodentia; Sciuridae
Source: RefSeq, a predicted model, not a curated record
AUGCCUGUGUCUAGCCACGACUCUCCACCACCCGUUAGUGUCCUCACCUUUACUGAGCACCUGGUGUAUGCAGAGGACCUUGAGAAGCCUGAGCCAGGUGCUGGCCCUCAGGAAGCAGAUACGGGCACCAUAGGCUUUCCCACCAUAGUCUCCCGCCAGGAGUGGGGGGCUAGACCACUGACCUGCAGGGCCCCCCUGAGCCCGCCCGUGGCCUUCCUCAUCACGGAGCAGCUCACCGGGAUGCAGUGCCAGGAGCAGACCAUCUGCAGCGAGAUGCUGCGGGGCCUACAGUUCCAUUCUGUCCACACCAGAAGCCGGUGCGACGUAGCGUUCAACUUCCUGGUUGGGGACGAUGGCAGGGUGUAUGAAGGCGUCGGCUGGAAUGUCCAGGGUUCGCACACCCAAGGCUACAACAACGUCUCCCUGGGCGUUGCCUUCUUUGGCAAUAAGAUAGGCAGCAGACCCAGCCCUGCUGCCUUAUCAGCUGCAGAGGGCCUGGUCUUCUAUGCCAUCCAGAAGGGUCACCUAUCACCCAGGUACAUUCAGCCACUUCUCUUGAAAGAAGAGACCUGCCUGGCCCCUCAGCACCCAGGGGUGUCCAGUAAAGCUUGCCCCGACAUCACCCCACGGUCUGCUUGGGAAGCCAGAGAGACACACUGCCCUCAAAUGAGCCUCCCAGCCAAAUACGUCAUCAUCAUCCACACUGCUGGGACCAGCUGCAAUGUGUCCAUGGACUGCCUGAUUAGUGUCAGAGACAUACAGUCCUUCCACAUGGACAAGCUAGACUUUUGUGACAUUGGAUAUCACUUCCUGGUGGGCCAGGAUGGUGCAGUGUAUGAAGGCGUUGGCUGGAAUGUCCAAGGCUCCCACACCUAUGGAUACAACGACAUUGCUCUAGGAAUUGCCUUCAUAGGCAACUUUGUAGAAAAACCUCCGAAUGCGGCGUCCCUGGACGCAGCCCAGGAUCUGAUCCAGUGUGCCGUGGUCAAGGGGUACCUGGACCCCAACUACCUGCUGGUGGGCCACAGUGAUGUGGCUAACCUUCUGUCCCCUGGGCAGGCUUUGUACAACAUCAUCAAAACUUGGCCUCACUUCAAACACUGA